Brassica rapa (field mustard) is the source of this 4917-nucleotide messenger RNA. RefSeq lists its product as uncharacterized. Lineage: Eukaryota; Viridiplantae; Streptophyta; Magnoliopsida; Brassicales; Brassicaceae. The record is from RefSeq and is a predicted model, not a curated record.
UAUUUGAUAGUUAACCAGUCAUAAGACAUCCUGUAAACACACUAAUUUUUAACCGCAGUACCAGUCGUACAAAUCUCUUAAAACCUAGAAACCGCAACCGCCCGCAUCCAUAAACUCUCACAACCGCAACCGCUGCGUUUGAACCAGUCAGGCCAUAAAUGGACAACCACAAAAGGAGAUGGCGUCAGAAAUAGGCAUAUAAUGUGCUGCUAUUUUUUUUUUUGUAAACUAUAUAAUGUGCUGCUAUUGAAUGCUUGUUAGAUUAUAAAUUAUCUUAUGGUUCUUUAUUUAUAAUUGUUUUAGUAUUAAAAUUAGACACAUGACGUAUUUACUUUAUGAUCUUAAAAUGUUUGAAUGCCUUUUAAAAAAAAUGUUCUAAAAUUUUGAAAGAAUUAUAUAUUUGAAAGAACUGUAAUGUCUUUAACGAACAGACUUGUUGUUAUUGCAAUUUAGGAACUUAUCAAAAUCUAUUUGAAUGUAUGUUUAAAAGCUAAUUUUUUAAGGAAGUUAGUAAUUAUAUAAUUCUAUAAGACAAAUGUGUUGUAUGUGGAUAACUCUAUCAUUGUGCAUUGAGUUUACGAUGUUGCGUUUUCAUUAUUCCUUAUUAAUUUAUCUUGUUGUCAACAAUGACAAUCCAUGUACCCAACGCUUUAUUAAAUCAUUUACAACCCUGUGUUCUUGGUUAUUUAUAAUGUCUUUAAAAGUAUUCAAAACAACAAACAAUUUUCUUAACAGCAUUAGCUAGUAACUUGUAUAAAUGCUGUAUGUGUAAUCACUGAUCUUUGUCGAUUCGAUCCCGCAUUACUAUUACAUAUUUCAUUAUGCAUUUGUAAUUAGUUGAUCGGACCAAAACCUAAGUGAUACAAUAUAGAAAAGGGUGAAUUGGUUUAAAACCCUUUAAAAUGAAAAUACCUAUGAUGUGACUAGUUUGUGUCUAUGGAGAAAUGUAUCACAUUGUGGGAUUUAGGAUAUUUGGUUAAUUAGGGUAAAAGUCUAGUGGAUGGCGUACAAUUUCCCUAUAGAAAAUCAUAUUUUCCAUGUGACAUCUUGACGAAAGAAGGUGAAAAGCUUUUGUAAAAUCAUCACCAUCGUCGACCAAGUAUGCUUUUCAAUCAUCUUUGAUCAAGCUGAUAAUCCUUUUAGAGAAAACGCAAAACCAAGAUCCAGCAAGCAGCAACUGGAGGGUGAGUAAAGAACUCGGAUGCAUUUGCCAUUUGAAACAAAUCAAAGAAAGAAAUAAGAUUUGUCUAUACUCGGAUUACACCGAAUCAAUAUUUUUUUCUCUCAGGUGGAGUUUAGUGUAAUGUCAAAAUGCGCCCCAUAUUUUUUUUGAAAAAGUUUUUGUUUUCUUAUUUCUUUGCGUCGCCUGAGAUAUUGAACCAAAUGUAACAGAAUUCAAAUGAUUUUACGGAAAUGAACUUUUUUGAUGCAGAGAAUUCGAGUGUAAUGUCAAAUGCGCCAUAGUUUGUGAGUCAUUUUUAUUAUUAUUUGAUUUAUUUUUAUUUUAAUAUAAAUAGCAAAUACAUGAAUAAAUUUGUCUCCUAGGAUCUAAAGGGACAUUUCAACUUGGUAAAGGAUCAAAAGGAACAUUUCAACUUGGUAAAAAAGCAAAUUUUAUUUGCAAAUAAAAAUCUGGUGUGAUUCUAUCUUCUAUUUGCAAACUCAAUGUUUUUCCAAUUUCCAAGUUCUUUUUUUUUUAAGUAAAUGAAGACAAAUAAAUCUAGCGAAGCAUGCAGCAAGCAACAUUAUAUUUUUUUAGAAAUAAACACAACUAGAACUUGACUUGUGUGUCCGCACGAGAUUUAUUUCACUAUUUAUAAGUAAUUGUUUUUAUGUAAAUGGAAAUAUAUAUAUUUAUAAUUUACACUACUGAAAGAUUAUUUAAUAUGACAUUUCUAAAAAUAAAUUUUUUAUUUAUUACCUUAAUUAUUUACUUUAUUCGAACCUUCAUUUAUAUCACACAUAUUUCUUAUCAUAUAAAUUUAUUGCAUUUGAUUUGUAUUGGACUAUUGUUUUUAUGAUAAUAUUAAUAUAUUUACAAAUUAAUUUAUUUUAAUUAUAUAUUUUCAUGUGGAAUUAUAAUCUAGUGUAGUUAAUACCAAAUGAAUAUUUGGAUGCUUUAUGAUUUUGUUAUUAUAUCUUGUAUAUAUUUAAUAUUUUAGUUACUGAAAAUGAAGACAAAACAAAUAUAUUUUUCUAUAAUCGAUUACUUAAGUAUAAAAAGAUAUUUUUUAUAUUUUCGUUUAUGUAGGAACGUAAAUGGAAGAUCCUUUUAGUAAAUAUUGCAUAUGUUUAAAUAAAUCAGUCUUUUGUGAGUUAAUAAUAUCAUUUAGUGGUAAGCUAGAUUAUAAGAAGUAGUUUUGACCAAAAAAAUAAUAACCAGCGAAUAGUGAAAUUAAAAAUAAAUAUAGUUGUAGAAAAAGAUAUGAAGUUUAUUAUUUAAAAUGAAUUAUUUAUGAAAUCAAUUUAGUUAAGCACGAUUUAAAUUAUGUAAUAAAUGCUAAAAAUAUGAUUAAUUAGCAUGUCAAUGGCAUUAGGUGUAAUUAAAUAGUUAAUUUAAAUUUGUAUUUUAGUUUAAACAGCUUAGAUUAUGCCGUCAAAUUAAAUAUUGAUAAAAAAAAUGAAAAACAAUAUGUAAACAAAUAACUAAACAAGCUUGAAUCAUUGCGCUGACUUUUUUGUAGUCGCCACUUUUGUUUUCAAUUGGUCAUCACAUUUUAUAAAUAAAAACGUCGCCUAAAUAUUUAAGUAUGACUAUAAAUUAUGCUGAACUGAUUAAUUUUAAUUUUCUUUUCUAAGCGCUUAAUUCUACCAUAUUUAAGUAGGAAGUUAUUAGUUCAUUUAACAUAUUGUUUUGUAAGCAGUAAGAAUAAUUUAGACAACAAUGACUUUUUUCCUUGUUUAUUAUCUCUUCAUUUUAUUUUAUUUAAAAUUUAAUUAAAUGUUACGAAAUUUUAGUUAAUAAAACUUUCAAAUCUAAAAUAUCUAACCCAUUUAUUCUCCAUACAAACUAAUAAUCCUGUAACUAUGUUUUCCGAUCAAAUUUAUGUCAUAUAUUCGUAAAUUUUUAUUUUUAUAAACUCAUCACAGAUGUUUUAUUAGGAGAUUUUAUGUGCCACACAGAGUGAUAAUAAAUUUAAAAGAGCAUUAUUUUUAAAAGUAAAAAAUUCAUAUUUUAAUAUUUCUAAAAGACUUCUUUAGCUUUUUUAAUAUAGAUAUAAAUAAUUUUUCAUAAGUUAUAUUUCUUUUGACUGAUUAACUUUUAUAAUAUUUUUGGAUUUCGUUAAAAUUGAAGCUAUAAAAAUAAAUUUUCUUUCUUUUAAAUUGUAUUUGUGAUUAUGUUUAUUUUAGUAUGUAUAUAUAUAUAUAUUUAAAUAUAUAAAAUUUAGUUUUUUGAUUUUAGUUAAAAAAUAUUGAAGUAUUAAACUAAUUUAUUAAUUAACUUAAUAAAAUAUAGACUAUAUUUAUAUUGAAGUGAUAUAAAGUAAUUAAUUAAUUAAUUCAAUUAGUUGACUAAAAAUCGUUCAACAAAGAUAGUGAUCACAUACAAAUAAAUUUACUUAUUUGGUAUUUAGUUUUUUUUAUCAUAGAAAUUAAUGAAUUAAAGUAUACCUCGAACACUUAAUUAACAAAUAUACUCACAAUUGUUUUUGAAAGUAUAAAUAUUAUAUAUUUUUGUUUUUCAGUUAUAAGAUAAUGUGAAAAUUUAUAUUUAUAAUAGUGUUAUUAGUUUAAUUUUUUUAUUGAUGAUGAUACGUAUAAAUUAUUUUUAUAUUUUAAGUAUCUUAUCAAAAAUAUAAAAUUUCAUAAAUGAUAUUUUACAAGUCAUAUAGAAAUUAAAACAUAUUUUUAUUUUCACUAAGUCAUGUAAUUUUUAUAAUGAAAAGAGAUAUAGUGAUGACACAUAAUCAAAAUAAAUAAAAAAUCACUUUUCAAAUAAUAUUUAGAAAUUUUAACAUUUAUACUUUUUCCAAAACUCAGAUUACUUCUACAGUUCUACUAACAAUUUUCACCUGAUCAUGUAACUUAAUAAAAUCUUCACCGAUUUGAAUGAAUCAAUGUAAUUUUGCAUUUUUUAAUAUUUUUACAUUUUCAAAUUAUAAAAAAAAUAUAUGUUUUUAGAUACUUUGGUCUAAAACUGUUAACUUUAAACGCUGCAGUCUGCAGAGAUACUUGAGCGGGGAGAAAGAGAAGAAAAAAAAGUAGGACACGUAAGGCAAAAGGAAGCGCACAGAUGUAUGAGUGUGACAUUAGGCAACUGAGUUACACGAAAAAACAAUGUCGGUAAAACAUUUUUUUUAAACAACAAAUCCUCACGUCUCUCUCUAUCUCCAACUCCCAUAUGUCUUCUUGCACUAACCACUUCCUCUGCCUCCAUCUCCUUAUAAAUAUCCUCAUGAGUUCACUCUUUAACAAGAUCACGCCAAUCACAUCAUCACCGCUAACACUUUUUAAUAUGAAGAGACCGAGAGAGGAGAUGAAGGAAGAGGAGACUGACUUAUCAUUGGCUACCGCAGCCAUGGCGGUUGCAACCGCAGCCGCGGUGGCUGAGGAGGAGAAAUUGUGGUGCAGUGGAGUGGUGGAGGAGAUGACGUGGAGCAACGUGUGGUUACCCUUUUGGGACGUUGAGUUUGUUGGAAGAAACUACAGUUUAUUGUUCAGCGAUGUUGCUUGGGAUGAUGAUAUUUGGAACCUCAAGAAUCUAACUCAUUUCUCAUAGUCCUUUUUCUUUAAGAAAAUAAAUAAUCUUAUUUAUAAUUCCUUCUAAAUAAGUUUUCCUUAUAUGAGGUUAAUAUGAAAGUAAUUAUCUAUAUAUUUAAGAAUUAGUCUGUUUAAAAACUAUGUUUAUACCUUAAUAAUAAUAGUGUAUUGUCAAGUUGUUUAUCGCGUUUAUAUAUAUACGCCUUUCAAGAGUGA